GUGUUCUGUCUCUUUGCUCUGUCCCUCUCUCUAAUCUGAAAAAUGGUGCUAAUCGCCAUAGCAGUAAUAUUUCUUUGCUUACAGAACAAUAAUGUCUUAGCAGAUAUUGGCACUGCUACUUCUUAUAAUGCUCCUUAUAUGCCUACAAGGUGUUAUGGGAACAGAGAAGAUCAGUUUCCAGCAGGGAACUUGUUUAUUGCAGUGAGUGAAGGAUUAUGGGAUAAUGGAGCUGCCUGUGGAAGGCGUUACAGGUUAAGAUGCUUAAGUGGAAAUAAUAAACCCUGUAAAGAUGGUAUUGUGGAUGUUAAAGUAGUAGAUUAUUGCCCUAAAUCUCCAUGUCCUUCUACAAUUCUUCUCUCUAAUGAUGCCUUCUCUGCUGUUUCUCGUUCUUCUACUGCCAAAAUCAACGUUGAAUAUAUCCAGAUAUGACAAUAACUGGAGAUGGAAGAAUUGAAGUAAUUGAAGUCAGUUGUACGUACAAGAGAUGUUCGAUACAAGAAUUUAUGUCUCGAGCAAUAAAUUAAUUAAUAUGUCUUUUUAAA
Molecule: messenger RNA, 542 nt
Organism: Jatropha curcas
Lineage: Eukaryota; Viridiplantae; Streptophyta; Magnoliopsida; Malpighiales; Euphorbiaceae
Product: EG45-like domain containing protein
Source: RefSeq, a predicted model, not a curated record